CGCCGUCUCACGCUUUAAUCCACAUUUGCUGAGGUUCUUAAUGUAAUAAAAGUGGGACCAUUCAAGUGUAUUGUAGCCAUACAAUUAUGUGUCAUUUAGAUGGAUUCCUGCUCUAUCUGCUCUUUGUCAGUCAGUUGAUCAUGUCUGAGUGCAGUUUGAUUUUUCUUUUUAGUCACAGUUUGCAGAUGUGUCACUAAUUUUAAUUACAAAAUUAGGGCUGUGUUGUAUGGGUUAGGUGGCCGCUGAGAGUCAUGAUCUGUGUUCCAAAAGCAGAUAAACUGCACCUCAAACAAAACAAAAACCCUAAACACUGCAUUAGACCACACUAUUUCCUAUGCCAGAUUAAUUGGCAGGUCUUUUCACAGCAGGGACUAAAAACAACUCACCAACAAACAGACCGAAAAUCAUUUGAGAAUCAUGCAACAUGUAUUUUUUUAUUCAUAGUUUAUCCUUCUGAACACCAAUACUGUCCAGUGGGCCUGAAGGGCAGGUUUUUCUUUUUUAAAUAAUGAAAAUCACACCAGUUAUAUCCAGUUAAUCUGAAAAAAAUGUCCAAGUUUUCAACUCUAGAGUGGCCUUGAGCAUUUUAUGUGUGAUGUGUGGUUCCAUUAAAAACAAUAACCACAUCUAGGUUAAACGUGUCAUUCAAAGAACUCCUUAAAAAAAAAGAUAAAGCCGUUCCACCAGAUCCUGUAAAUAAUCAGCAAACCGAGAAAACACAGCUUUCUCGACUGUGAACAGCCUUAACAUGAAAAAAAAUCUGAGUUCUCAGGCGAACUGCAAGCUGUAGAAAUGCAACGUGGCUCAAAAACGGUCGAUAGAAGGAUGAGUUGUGGGAAGAUACAUUCAGCAUGGUGAAACAUCUUUGUAAAAUUGAUGUGCAGAGUGAUGUGAAAAAGGGUUGGUGUGUAGAAGGUGUAAAAAUGUUCAUGUCUACAGUAUUGGUAACUCUUGUGAGCACUGUUGACUCCAGGUUUCUUCAGUUGCAGUAAAAUUUCUAUGAAAUAAAUCUUUUUUUGUUUGUAUUUUGAUGAGUUGUGGCGUUAGAACUUUGUUUAACUGUACAGAAGAUAUAUUGGAGAUCUAGCCAUGCUUACAUUGUGUGCAUAUAGAGGUGCAGAGGUCAGACUUUAAUCCUGUUCCUUGUAGACAAACACCACCAACAGGCAAGUUUGGAGCUUUGACUGUGGUUUAAUGUGAAUGACCUUGAUAGUAACGUUUGGCACCUCCCUCCUCCUUCAGCUCAGCAUCCUGACAGCAGCUCCGGGUUGGAUCCAGCGGGAGUGAGAGCUGUGCCUGCGGACAGAGCAGCGGUUUGUCCGUCCCACUGAGCGCUGCGCUGCUGUCUGUCUGCUGCCUGUUGGAGCUGCUGCCGCUGAGCAUGUGCUCGGCUGAUCCAGAGGAGACGCUUCUCUUCGACGCUCACAGGUUGCGGACAUGGAUCACUGAGCGCACGGCUCCGAGGUAAGAGCGCUGUCACCAAGCUGUUAUUCAUCCCUGCAUCAUGGAGGCUCAGCCUGGUGCAUCAUGGGAGCUCAUCAGCAGUGUGACAGAUACAAUAUAUGAGGACUGAGAGGUCGUCAUGGAGACUGGCAGCUACACCUCAAGCCCAGCCACCACCAACUGGGUUGGGACGGCGGCUGACCUGGAGGGAAUGGACGUCCUUCGGGAGCACGGAGCAGGGGUCUCAUCCAGCACUCCCGCAUCCUGGUUCAUGCCGUACUCACUGGGCUUCCAGGUGUCACUCACUGCCUUCCUCAUGCUGGAGCUGGUGCUGGGUUUCAGCAGCAACCUGACUGUGCUGGUGCUCUACUGCUCUCAAUCCAACUUAGUGGACUCAGUGAGCAACAUGGUGACGGUCAACCUGCACGUGUUGGAUGUGGUGGUAUGUGUGCUGUGCGUUCCCCUCACUCUGGUGGUCGUGCUUCUGCCCCCGGGACCGAACCUGGCUUUGCUCUGCUGCUUCCACGAGGCCUGCGUCACGUUUGCCAGCAUCGCCACAGCCAUCAACAUCUUAGUUAUCAGCUUGGACCGAUACGACAUCUCGGUUCGACCGGCCAACAGGCUGCUGACAACACGUAGAGCAGCGCUGCUCCUCACUGCUGUCUGGGUCACCUCGGUCGCUGUGUUUUUCAUCCCGUUCUUGGAGACGCAGUGGUCCAGUGGAGAAGGAGCUGAGGACACCGGGCAGGUGACACCUUUGUCUUUGCCCUCAUAUGAUGUCAGCGCCACAGUGGUGCCAGCGUGGCGAAACCAGACUCUCCUGUGUGUUGGCGGUCAGGGCUAUCGCACAAGCCUGGGUAUAUAUUACCAUCUUAUCCUACAGGUGCCCAUCUUCUUCACCACUGUGGCAGUCAUGUUGUUUACCUACUCCAGAAUACUGAGAGCUUUAAACAUUCGGAUUGGCUCCCACAUGAAGAAGAACCAGCGUUUCAGGAGCCCCUCCUGCAGGGGGUGCCACAAGAGACAGAAAAAGAGCAAGGCGGGGCUUAAAAUGAAAGAUGGCGGGGAGGCAGGAGGAGAGCAGUGCACUGUAGAUGGCACCAAACAGCUCAAUCAUCCUCCCCUCAUCCCUUCCCCGUCUCCCACCCCAACAGCUACCUCCCCCCCUGCUCUGUCCUCUUCUGCUCCACUUGUCUCCCCUGAUAUGGGUGCUGCCACCCCCAUGCCGGCCACAGUGGGCGUCCAGGCGUCUGUGUCCGCCAUCAUCGCCCUGCGUCGGGCAGUGCGACGACAUCGGGAUCGACGAGAGCGCCAGAGACGGGUGUUUAGGAUGUCCCUCAUCAUCAUCACAACCUUCCUGGGCUGCUGGGCUCCCCUCUCUGUGACCAACGUGCUGAUCCUGGGUAUUGGCCCCACUGAUGCCCUGGUCAGCCUGCGCUUCUGGUUUCUAGCUCUGGCAUAUGGCACCACCGUCUCCCACCCCCUGCUCUACGCCUUCACCCGGCAGAAACUGCGUCGUGCCCUCCGUGCCAAGGUGAAGAAGAGGGUGGUGUCCCUGCUCCAAGUGGACCCUUCACCAGGGGGCACCGUAAUACACAACUCCUGGGUGGAGAACAGAAAAACCAGCCGGCAGGUGCGACUGGAAGCCAGCGAAGGAACUGACCGCUGCCUGGCAGAGGCCCUGUGAGGCAGAAACACAUGGGCCAGCCUUGUAUAAUUAAAAACCAGAGGAGAGUCACAGGUGUGUUCUAUUAUAAAACUCACUGAUGCGAGAAGGCAGUAUAAGAAAUGUGAAAAACACAUUUCCUCCUCUGGGAGAUUUUUUCAUGUAACCACCAGCAGCGAGCCCGUGCUAAACACAGCGAACAUUCACCUCAGGCAGCAGUGGAAGCAACGCGCUGUUGUCACUGUGGUGCGCACAGACUCUGCACCUGAACAAAACCAUACAACAGACAGGUGUAUAUAAUUUGGAUUCUGUGAAAUACUGAAGUCUAUUUGCAUACAGAGAUGUGUGAUCGAGCAUUCUCAUGGUGGUGCUUACAUAACUUCUCCAAAGAAUGUGUUUAGCCAGCAGAAGCUAUGAUCAGCCUCCCACUCAAAGGCUCCAAGGCAGCUUUUAAAAAUGUCGAUACACUUCAAACACAUAAAAAAAACUCUUUACUCUUUGUUUAAUAUUAUCUCUGCCUUAAUUCUGCUCUGAAUGGAACAUGGAAUUUUAUGAACAUGGUGACUCUUACAUGAGAUAUGAUGAUGAGGUGUAUUAGUGUCAGAGAGUAGGCGAGGAACAAGUCGGAGGACAAUUAAAGGGUGAAAUAUUAAAUACAUUUUUGCUUUAGCUUGAGUACUUAUUAUACAGUCAAAUGCUACAGUGUUUACACAAGAUUUUGCAACACUCUUUGAUAUAAAUGCAACUCUUUUGCCCCCCACUUUGCAUCAAAUGGUGUAAUAUAUUAUCUGGCAUUGCUGGCUAGCUGUUUUCCCCGUUUACACUUUUUUUUAUACCAAGCUAAGCAACCACUGGCUGUGGAUUUAUUUUAAACAUGAUAAAUCUUUAUACCUGACUCUUGAAAAGGCAGAGAUCUUCCUAAAUUAUCAUAAAAAAACAACAUCUAUUGAAGGAUUAGUUGGUAGCAAUGUGGGUGAAGUCAGCUGACUGAAGUAGUGAUAACACUGUAACACAGAAAAAGUUAAAAGAAAGUUUGAUAAUAUUAUCGAAAAUACCACCAUUUAGAGAGAUUCAGUAAUCUCUGUGAUGCAUUUGCAACAAUAACCGAAGACUUAAAGCUUCAUAAAAAUUUGUAUUUAUUGUAGGUCUGUUGUUUUAAAUUGCAUUACAUUUACACUUUCCCUGUGGCUCAGUUUAGGGUUUUGCUAAAAGCAUGUGAUGCUCUUUUGACAGAGCAUUUGUGUACAUCAUGUAAAUAUUGACCAAAUCUAAACCGAUCACGUGAAAUCUUCACUUUGAUCUGUGUGUGAUUAUAGACUACCUUUCUACGUUAGAAGAGUGUUUCAGUUGCCGCUGCCUCGUCUCUGUGGCAGCAGCCAGACAUGUGGUCCAGUGGGUCAACUCAUCAUGGGGGUUGUCCAGCAAACACAAGAAAGUAACGACAGACUGGUGGGAUUAUUACUACGACUAGUGUAGUGUUUGCUGUUGACUUUGUUCUACCUGCUUUUGUGUUCACUGCUCUAGUGCUGUACUCACACUGGGGCUCAUCGCCGAGGCCACGUGAUUUAUCGUGCACACACUUAAUGCAUUUCUGAAUGUAAACAUGUGGAAAAUAUAUAUAUAUAAGGUAUUGUAUGUGCACCAGAAAUAUGCUAUCUUUAUAGGGUUUCUCCAUGGUGUUGUUUUUAUGUGAAUGUGUCACAAAACGGAGAAUUACAUCAAUAAAUAUGAAAUACAGAG
Messenger RNA from Amphiprion ocellaris (clown anemonefish), 4849 nucleotides. Its product is annotated as G-protein coupled receptor 22-like. Gene Ontology annotation, biological process: G protein-coupled receptor signaling pathway. Gene Ontology annotation, molecular function: peptide binding; G protein-coupled receptor activity. Bases 1583 to 3130 code for a protein of 515 amino acids. The record is from RefSeq and is a predicted model, not a curated record. Gene Ontology annotation, cellular component: membrane. NCBI's taxonomy places the organism in Eukaryota, Metazoa, Chordata, Actinopteri, Pomacentridae. The transcript is spliced from 2 exons.